GGCCAGGUACUCUCCCUGUGUGCUGUAGUGCUUUAGGAACCUUGCAGUGUCUAUGUCUCUCCUCCUGCCCAUGGCCACCAGCACCUGCUCGCGGUGGAACCUGCUCCUUCUCCCAGUGUUUUGUCUGUAUCACUUGUGUGAUGCUGGAACAGUCAUUCCAAGAUGUGCCCCCAGACAGCUGACCGGUCAAUGCAACAACACAGAGACACCAGUUCCAACUUCUCCAACCCCUGAGGUGAGGCAAUCAAAGUGUCCUCUUUCCAUGGAAAAUUAUUGUCUUAAUGGAGACUGUGUGUACAUUCCACAUGAAAACAUACACUACUGCAGGUGCACAAAAGGAUACAGUGGUGCUAGGUGCAUGCACUUUGAACUGGUCCAGCAACCAAUGAGCAAACAAGAUGUGGCACUGACGGUGGCUGUAACGUUCCUUGCUGUCGUGGGCCUGCUGAUUGUCUCUUACUUGAUCUACAUGAGGUUUAGGAAGAACAGAUCUAGACAUCAAUCACAAAACACUAGAGAGAAAGAUCCAACCAAAACUGAGUCUAAAGAGUUGUUCUUGGGGCAGGACUCAUUACCUCCAAAUGGAACAUUUCACAACCUGCUUCACUGCUAAACACAACCAGUAACUUGAAGAAUGUAACAUAAACACACUAAAAAAAAUGAUGUGGGAUUUUGGGCUAGCUUCAGCUGCAGAUGUGUUAGUAUUUGUAUCUCCGAGACACAGAGUUUGGAUUACUGUGAAAACUAGCCCUUUGUUUUGGAGAUAGUAGGAACUGCAGAUGCUGGAGAAUCUGAGAUAACAAGGUGUAGAGCUGGAUGAACACAGUAGGUCAA
This is a messenger RNA of Rhincodon typus (whale shark), 834 nucleotides long. Its product is annotated as proepiregulin-like. The coding region runs from base 53 to 613 and encodes 186 amino acids. Lineage: Eukaryota; Metazoa; Chordata; Chondrichthyes; Orectolobiformes; Rhincodontidae. The record is from RefSeq and is a predicted model, not a curated record. Gene Ontology annotation, biological process: positive regulation of mitotic nuclear division; epidermal growth factor receptor signaling pathway; positive regulation of cell population proliferation. The transcript is spliced from 5 exons.